Molecule: messenger RNA, 4240 nt
Organism: Periophthalmus magnuspinnatus
Lineage: Eukaryota; Metazoa; Chordata; Actinopteri; Gobiiformes; Gobiidae
Gene: map7d2b
Product: MAP7 domain containing 2b
Exons: 16
Coding region: 107-1933 (608 amino acids)
Biological process (GO): microtubule cytoskeleton organization
Cellular component (GO): microtubule cytoskeleton
Source: RefSeq, a predicted model, not a curated record
GCUAGCAUCAUUUCUCAUUAGUCACUCUACGGGCCGCUCCUGUGCAUCAUAUCUUUGGAUUUCUGCAUUGUUUUGUUAUUUUAAAGACAUUUUACAGUAUUUUAGGAUGACCAAAGUGUCUCCUGGCCACGCGGAGAUGACCGCAGCUCUGGCCCCUCCCUCUGCUCCUCUCCUCAUCUCAACUCAUCGGUCGCCCUCACGAUCGCCCACCAAAAAUGACAAACAUAUAACAGAUUUGCCAGAUGUGUUGCGGGAUAAGGAGCGGAGAGUGAAGGAGCAGUUGGAUCGUUGUGCCGAGCAGCGAGGAAGAAAAAUGGAGGAGCAGAAGAGGAGAGAGGAGCGACGCAGAAACGCAGCCGAGGAGAGAAGAAGACAACAACAGGAAGCAGAGAAGGAGCGGCUAGAGGCGAUGGUGAGGAGGCGUGGAGGCCGUGGGGGUAAUAACAACCACCUCCAGAAUGGGACUACAGGCCAGUCGGGGCAAAGCGGAGGAGGAGAGGGGCAGCUGGACAACAGGCCGAAGCGCUGGACGUGGGGUGGACCUCCGGACAGUGUGGCGGGUAACGCUAGAACCCCACCCUGCAAUGCCAUUGGCUCUCCUCUGCCCAAUGUGCUUCCUGCUUCCAGCGCCAGCCAAUUGCGUCACGCUAUUGACUUCCUGACUCCUUCAGAUCAGCCAAUCAACAAGCAGCUGUCCAACUCCUCAGCUGCUCUGCACUCGCCAGAAAGAGCGUCCUCAAACAAUCACAGGCUUCACCGGAGUUUGUCAAAUCGAAGGAGCAUCGCCGCGUUCCCAGAGGAGACAAAAGCUCUGACUCCCACGGGCGAUGGUCCAACUCGCAGUUCAUCCUUCAGAGGAAACAGCAAAGGCCCAGCUACGCCCAAACGAGUGCGUUCAAACCGUAGUCGCCCCCAGUCUCCCUGCUCCCCGAGUCAGUACCCCCCCUCUCCCAGACGACACAAGGCCUCCACCCCUGGGACUCCCGACGCAGAGGUCAAAGGUCACAUCAGCACUUUAGAGCGAAAAACCAAAACUGAAGGGGAGAGAAAGAUCCCCAAAUCCACCAGCAGAGAGCUCAAUGCAGAGUCCCCGAUGACCCCUAGUGGUCGGAGUGUUGGUGGGACGACAGACGCUGAGGAGGCUUCUAGAGUUUUGGCCGAACGACGACGUUUGGCCCGAAUCCAGAAAGAACAAGAGGAGAAGCAGAGACUGGAGGAGGAGAGGCUGCGUGCGGAGGAGGAGGAGAGGAGGCGUCAGGAGCGUCAGGAGCAACAGGAGCGACAGGCGCGUGAGGCUGAGGACGAGCGAGUUAGACGUGAACAGGAGCGGAGGGAGAGAGAGGACCAAGAGAGAAGACAGAAGGAACAGAGAUGGAAAGACAUGCAGCAACAGCUCGAUAAAGAGAGGGAGGAGGCGUUCCUUCGAGCUCAGAAAGAAGCCGAGAGAAAGAGACUGGAGAGAGAGCAAAUGCACAUCCAAGAGGAGCAGGAGAGGCAGCAGAGGAAGAAGAGAAUUGAAGAGAUAAUGAAACGCACCAGGAAGAGUGACGUGGAAGCUCCGUCUGUAGUUCAAGAGUCAGAGGUGAAGGUGGAGGCAGCGCCCCCUUCAGGCCAGGACAUGCCACUGGAGCCCUCUGUGAUUUCUCUGGGGCCUUUAGAAAAGAGCUGUGUGGAUGAGCUCUCAGAUGGAGUGCAGUCUAUGGAUGUCAGCUCUCCAUCUGUCUCCAUCAGCCCAGUGUCUCGAGAGGAGCAGCCCAGCGCACACGACUUCUCCCCAGUCACAGAAGCAGACGCCAUUGGAUGGUCAGACUUCUCCAAGCUUCAGCCCGCAAGCAGCGUUGGAGACCUCAACAAGAACCUGCUACUUCAGGCCUGCAGCGCCGAUGCUCCCCCUGUGAUCCCCCCCGUGGGACCCAAACUGGACGUCCAAUAAACAGGGAUUCAAAGUCCAAAGAGAGACAAGGAGCUUCAUCUCCAGUCAGUUCAAUCAACGUUUGCACCGAAACAGCGGCUGAUUCCCUCCUUAAUGAACUAACAUCUACAACAAUGAGUUUCAAUGGGUUUUUAGGCAGUGCAGGUGGUAAGGCAUGUCAAGUUUAUUUAUCUAGCAUAAUUCAUACAAAAGGUAAUAAAAUUAAUAAAAUUUACAAGAAAAGAGUGAGAUUAGAAUAAAAAACGAUUUACCAAUAUACAUUCAGUUUUAAAUAUUCUACUUAACAUUUGAACUGCUAAACUGAUGCAAGAAUCCUAUACAUUUCAGAACAUAAUUGCGGAGGUCUAAACUACAGGGUUAGCACGUUUAUUCAUAACAAAACUCAGUGAAGACAGGAUAUUUUACAACUUUGGCAACUGUGACAUUUAAAGUUUGUAAUAAUUCUUGCUGAUGAAAACCUGGAGCCAAUUCUGAUUUGUCUGCAUUGCCUCAAAACCCAGAUUCACUCUCUAUGGCUUAACUCUGCUUUGUAAAACUUGUAAAUAGCUGCUAACGGAGGAUUCAAAGGACAUAGUAUCUUCAAUAUGGACUGUAGCUGUAUUUGUCAGUGGGAGUCUCCUUUUUGUUCACUGUGUAUAGACUUGACUUCUGCCCAUAACUGAAUAUUAUUUAUAGCUUAUUAUGAUUCUAAUAUAGAUGGGCAAAACUUGAGGAAAAUCUAUGUAAAGGUUUAAAAUAGAUGAGUGAUUUGUUGUGUAUUUGUGAAUCGGCACUGACGGAUUGCAAAAAAUAAGAGCUACAUGAUUUAAUAUGGCUUGAAUUCAUAAUAUUGAUCUUGCUUGGACACAUUUAGAUUUAUUUAGUAAUUCCUCUAGAAUUGUUGGUCAUUGUUUUUCAAGUUUCAAGAGAAAUCUUUCAGUUGAGUAAGAAUAUUAGUUAAAAUGUACAAAAUAUGUGUAAAAAUAUCUUACAAUAUGGACAGAAACAUGAAAAAACUAAGAUCAAUGUUAUCAAUAAACUUAAAGGCACACUAACCUUUCUAGUGGAGGUUUUCUUCAUGGAGAUGUUUUGCUUUGCAUGAAAUGUUCCACAGUUUGGCAUUAAAAAUGUCUGUCUUCAUGGAGUCAAGGCCAGGUUGCAGGUCUGUUGCGAAAAUACUUUACAGAUCAGUUUAAUACCAUUCUGUGGAACAUUCAGGGUAUAGCAAGUACAUCACCAUGGAUGCAAGCAGGUGGCUGAACUCCCACCAGAAAAGUUACACAAUGCACCUUUAAUUCGUAUAGCACUUUACAACUGUAACACUUUAGCCAAAUUGCUUUCCAUUGGUGCAUUAGAAGACCUGAAAUCAAGUCAAAUUUACUAUUCAACACUAUUUAAACUCUGCUGUAUUGGAACAGGAAAAAAAAACACAUUUUAAACCUAAAACUACCCAAAAUAAUGGAAAUGUUAUUAAUUUAAGCCAUUAUAAAUCAUGUACAUAUGUAUUUUGCAUUGUAGAAUCCACUUAUGCUGCGGUCUAUAGCACUAACAGUAGUAAUCGUGUUGUUUCACUGCGCCAUGUAUUAGCCACGUUAGCUUAACUACAUCGACUUUACCUCACAACAUCGCAGUCUAGUGUCACCUAAGGCCUUAAUUAAGACCUGCAACACCAAGCUCUUUUUACCAAGAUAUCCACUAUGUAGGUACAGCAUUUGAACACCAGUGCAAUAUUCACAAUAUUUACAAAUCAAUUAUACAUGCUCUCAUUGAUUACAUUUUAAUUUAAAUUUAUUUUUGGCUGAUAUUAAUGCUGUUUAUCAUGUAAUAUGUAACAACAGAAACUGAAAGUUAAUGGGGGGGAUAGCCUUGUCAAAUAUGUGUUGACAAUUCAUGAACUCAUACAGGGUGAUAGCCAAAAUUAGGCCAUUUUAAAAGUAACUUGUUUUUACAUUUUAUAAUUUAUUACACCAAUAAUUUGUGUACAUUUUUCUUUCAAAUUAAAUGGGAAGAUGUUGAAUAUUGAAUAAUUACUUGAAAUUAAUGUAAGCCAAUGCAUCAUUUUGCAACCAUGUUUGUUAUGAUGAAAAGUAUGGGAAAGCUACCAACAUCUGAACCUGGUUUGAAGAGCAAUAGUUUAAAAUGCUGCAGCUGCAACUCAUGUGUCAUCUAUUGUCAUUUAUGAAGAGUCCCGAGUAUCCAGUAAUACAAUGUAAAGGGUGUAAUGUUUAUCCCAUAAUUAUUCUGUGAUGCUGCAGCUUGGUGGAAUAUAUCAUUGUAGAUGUGGUGCAUGGAAACUGCUGAUAUCAACGAAUAAACUUCAUCAAGUCA